This is a messenger RNA of Prunus dulcis (almond), 672 nucleotides long. RefSeq names its product tyrosine aminotransferase-like. Gene Ontology annotation, biological process: biosynthetic process. NCBI's taxonomy places the organism in Eukaryota, Viridiplantae, Streptophyta, Magnoliopsida, Rosales, Rosaceae. The record is from RefSeq and is a predicted model, not a curated record. The transcript has 4 exons. The coding region runs from base 1 to 672 and encodes 223 amino acids. Gene Ontology annotation, molecular function: pyridoxal phosphate binding.
AUGGAAAAUGGUUCGCAGCGGAAAUGGCAGUUUGAAGGGAACGAAGAGCUGAACAAGAAAGAGAUAAAAAUUUGGGAGGGCCAGGGCCACUCCAGGUCUAGGAGUGGCUCUGCCACUGCAGAUGACGGUGAUCAUCAUCCGCAGCGGCCCACCAUUAUGCUGGGCUGCGGUGACCCUACUGAGUUCCGGUCAUUCUGGACUACUCAGUCGGCUGUUGACGCCGUCACAGAUGACCUCCAGUCCUUCAAGUUCAACUCUUAUUGUCUGACGGGCAGUGUCCUUGAGGCAAGAAGGUAUGCAUGCGCUAUUGCAGAGUAUCUCUCCCGUGACCUCUCGCACAAGUUACUUGCGGAGGAUGUAUAUCUCACUGGUGGAUGCACUCAAGCAAUUGAAAUCAUGGUAUCUGUUCUUGCACGAUCUGGUUCCAACAUUCUGCUUCCAAGGCUUGGUUACCCUCAGUAUGAAGCUCGGGCGUCUUUCGACCACCUUGAAGUACGCCAUUACGAUCUUCUUCCUGAAAAGGGUUGGGAGGUGGAUCUUGAUGCUGUCGAAGCUCUUGUAGAUCACAACACUGCUGCUAUAGUUAUCAUUAAUCCUAGCAAUCCUUGUGGAAAUGUUUUCACCUACCAGCAUUUGGAAAAGAUUUACAGUCUGACAAUAAAUCAUUACUGA